AGAAAGGAUGCAUUUUGCUGGUAAUCCUGGCUUGGUUUAAGUGGACCAGCUUAGUGAAAGUAGAGAUAGGAGAUAGUCUGUCUCUGUCAGUCUUCGCGGAUUCGCGAGCCGGCGGUGUCCACUUGUGUUCCUUAAUCAAAACGCAACCGUCUACUUAGUUAACAAAAUGAAGUUAUGCCUACUGCUGGGUAUGGCAGUGGUAGUGCGCUGUCAAAGUCCAGAAGUCAAUUUCCCAACGCCUACCGCCACGGAGAACCCCGGGGCGCCGACCACCAAACAGGACAAGGGGCUGAUCGACUGGAUCGCUAAUCUGCUCGGAGGUGGGACCACUACCACGCUCAGACCGUCGCAAGACCCGCCUGAAAAUUGUCCUCAAUGCCAGUGCGGCAUCGCGCGUACUAGACGGCGCAUCGUUGGAGGCUAUGAGACCAAGAAGCUGGAGUUCCCGUGGAUGGCCGUGCUCAUGUACAAUGGCAGGUUCUACUGCGGAGGCUCGCUUCUCAACGACUUGUAUGUGCUCACCGCCGGCCACUGUACUUCUGGGUUCCGCAAAGAGAGAAUAACUGUCCGCUUCCUGGAGCACGAUCGCUCUGAUGCUAAUGAGACCAAAACCAUCGACCGGAAGGUGUCCGAGAUCAUCCGUCACAUCCGGUACAACCCCGGCACUUAUGACAACGACAUCGCUUUGUUGAGGCUGGACCAGAGGGUGGACCUCCGAAGUGCCUUGAAGCGCGUGCGUCGCGACGAGAGCAUGACAACGGGAACACCAGUGGAAGGAGCGCAGAAUGAAGAUGACGUGGGCCUGCGUCCUGUGUGCAUGCCCACUACUGGGCUGUCGUACAGCAACUACAGCGGGGUCGUCGCUGGGUGGGGCACCACUGAGGAGGGUGGGUCUGUCUCUAGCACUUUGCAAGAGGUGUAUGUACCCAUAAUAUCGAACGCGGAGUGCCGCAAGACCGCGUACAAGAACAGGAUCACAGACAACAUGCUGUGCGCGGGCACAUCUGACGGAGGCAAGGACGCCUGCCAGGGCGACUCCGGCGGGCCCCUGCAUAUUCUCAACACUGACACUGCGCAGUAUCAAGAAGUCGGUGUGGUGUCGUGGGGCGAAGGAUGCGCGCGCCCCGACCGCCCCGGUGUGUACACGCGCGUCAACCGCUACAUAACGUGGAUCAAGAGCAACACCCGCGACGCUUGCUAUUGCCAAUAAAUGUCUGUUAUUUAUUUACUUAAAUUAUUCUAUGGUUAAUGCUCUCUGAUUAAGUGUUUUAUUAUACUUUGUGAACUAUUAA
Molecule: messenger RNA, 1292 nt
Organism: Plodia interpunctella (Indianmeal moth)
Lineage: Eukaryota; Metazoa; Arthropoda; Insecta; Lepidoptera; Pyralidae
Gene: P37k
Product: trypsin-1-like
Exons: 7
Coding region: 167-1210 (347 amino acids)
Biological process (GO): proteolysis
Molecular function (GO): serine-type endopeptidase activity
Source: RefSeq, a predicted model, not a curated record